CACUUCCGGGGUAAACUGCGCGCAUUUUGAGAGGGACGUAGUCUUCGUUGUGAGUUAUUUACAGAAUAAUGUUUGAGUGAACUUACAUAUAGGAUACACAAAAACAGGAUGCGCAGGUCUGCGGCACCGAGUCGGCUCCUGCAGGGUAAUGCUGCAAAGAAGCCACGGUUUGUACCUCCUGCCCCGGUGCACACAGGAGCAGGGCUAUUGUCCAACCCAGGGCCAGGGUUAAUGCCCAAUGCCAUGCCAAUAUCAAGCCCAGGACAAACACCAACAUCAACACCCAAACCAGCAGCUAACAAUGUCCUCAAUAAGGUGCAGAAGAGCUUGACUGAGAGGGCAACAGGCACUCCAGGUGCUGCAAAAGUCUCAGUAAUGGGUAAGGCUUUAGCCAGGGUUCUGAGUGUCGUUGCUCAGGAAGAGCGGAACGAAAAUGACGCUGACUCUCUGAGCUUCCCUUUGGAUUUAGAGCAGCCCCCAGAUUCACCCUCAGCACAACAGCCAGGUGUACAGUGUACACACACCACCACCACCUCUAAUAGCCCAACAGCACGAUACUACAGUGUAAUGUGGUGCAAGGCAUCCUCGAGGAAGCACAAACGCUGGGAAGGUGAUGCUGUACUCGUGGCCACAGGACGCAGUGUUGUGCUGAAAGACAUGGAAGGAAGAAAUAUUGGACGAGGUUCAGGUUACAAAGCGUCUGAGCUGGAGAGUCUGUGUGAGGGCCAGACUUUAAUGGUAGGAGGGAAGCAGCUUGAGGUCAUGGGGAUCAUCUCAGAUGAAGAUUAUGCAAAGGGACGAUGUUUUCAAGAUGCCAUUGUGGAGGAUUCUUUACAGACAACCGCUAAAGCACCAGUGGAACAUCAGAGACCUCAGCUGGCCAAACCCUUUGCCAGGCCAGCACUAAAGAAUGCAACUAUGGGAGUGCCCAAACCCGAGGGUCCUGUCUGCAAGCCCAGACAUGACCCUAAUAGUCCAGGAGCCCUUGUGAUGCCCCGACCCUCAACCAAUCACCAGUGGCAUUGUAACAAAAACGGACUUCAAGUAGUGGACGUAGUUGUGGACCCUCACCUAACAAAUCAUCUGCGACCACACCAGAAGGAGGGUGUGGUCUUUCUAUAUGAAUGCCUCAUGGGAAUGAGGUUGGCGGGCCGAUGUGGAGCCAUUUUAGCGGAUGAGAUGGGAUUGGGGAAGACACUGCAGUGUGUGUGUGUGUUGUGGACUCUACUGAGGCAGGGGCCUUAUGGUGGGCGGCCUGUACUGAAGAGAGGGUUGGUGGUUUGUCCUGGUAGCCUGGUAAAAAACUGGGCUGUUGAAUUCAACAAAUGGCUUGGCAAAGAAAGGAUCAGUGUUUACACUGUUGAUCAGGGCAAUCGCGUGGAGGACUAUAUAUCCUGUCCCCGGUCUCCUGUGAUGGUAAUCAGUUAUGAGAUGCUUCUGCGCUCUGUAGACAGCUUAAAGAAGCUGGAGUUCGGUGUGGUCAUCUGUGAUGAGGGCCAUCGGCUUAAGAACAGCAAUAUCAAGACAGCCAGUGCUCUCACAGCCCUGGCCUGUGAGCGUCGGGUGAUACUUACAGGCACCCCUGUUCAAAAUGAUCUCCAAGAGUUUUACUCCAUUAUUGAGUUUGUGAAUCCGGGCAUUUUGGGAACAUCAGCGGCUUACAGAAAGAUUUAUGAAGAACCAAUCCUCAAAUCUCGCCAGCCCACCUGCACCGAGGAGGAGAAGUGCAUAGGUGAAGAGCGAGCGGCAGAACUUGCUCGGCUGACUGGCGCGUUCACGCUACGAAGGACUCAAGAGAUCAUUAACUGUUUCUUACCUGGGCGGCUGGAAUGGACGGUGUUCUGCCGGCCCACAGAGCUGCAGGUGCAGCUGUACAACGAGCUGCUCUCUAGCCGACCUGUCAGGGCCUGUUUCGCUGCAGCCAGCACACACGCCUUCACACAGAGCCCUCACCUUGCUUGCAUUAAUGCUCUGAAGAAGCUGUGCAACCACCCUGGGCUUCUUUACAACAUGAUAAAGGAGAAGAAGAAUGAUGAUUUAUAUGACAGCGUCUGUGUAGAACUUUUUCCAGAAACCUACACCACUGGUAGUUUUUGCACAGGAGACUCUGGGAAAUUGCUGGUGCUCGCAGACCUUUUGACUGCUAUAAAGCAUGUCAACUGCACAGACAAGGUUGUUCUGGUGUCUAAUUACACACAGACUCUUGAUCUGCUGCAGGACUUCUGUGCUCACCUUGGUUACACCUGGUGUAGACUUGAUGGGCAGACACCAGUUGCUCAGCGCCAGCGCAUUGUAGACUCCUUUAACCGCUUGGACUCUGCCCACUUCCUGUUUCUUCUCAGUUCAAAGGCUGGAGGAGUGGGGCUUAAUCUUGUUGGUGCCUCUCAUUUGGUUUUGUAUGAUAUGGACUGGAACCCAGCUAAUGACAUACAGGCCAUGGCCCGAGUAUGGAGAGAUGGGCAGAAGAAAACAGUUCACAUCUACAGAUUUUUAACAACAGGUACCAUAGAGGAGAAGAUCUAUCAGAGACAGGUGAGUAAGCAGGGGCUUUCUGGAGCUGUGGUGGACCUUGGUAAAAAGGGUGAGCACAUCAGUUUCUCAGCUGAGGAGCUGCGUGACCUUUUCACCUUUGACCCCGAAACCGACUGUCUCACUCACGAUCUGCUUGGCUGCAAAUGCUCAGGGGACGGAACAUUACCAGGUGUGGUGGAGGACGCAUCCUUGGCUACCGGGAGGGUGUGUCAGUUGGGUCGUCGUUCUGAUGGUGCCAGUGUUCCACAGAGGGUCAGCAUGUCUGAGCUUAUGCAGUGGAAGCAUUUUUCUGGAACUCUUUCAUCAUAUGGUGACGUGUACUUGGACCAUGCACACAGUAAUAUAACGUAUGCCUUCCAGAGCACUUCCAGAACCCAAGAAAUGGCAUAAAACACACAUCCACACACACACACACACACACACACACACACACACACAUACACACAUGCAAACAUGUAAAAGACUGGAUCUAAUGGACCAAUAAAUCUAAUGUGAUGAAUUUAGGUUAAGUACUAUUACUGUAAAACUAACACAGGUUAUGGACUGAAAAUAUGCUGUUUUUUAAUAAAAGUGUAAAUAAAUGUAUUAUUUAAAGGCA
This is a messenger RNA of Silurus meridionalis, 3130 nucleotides long. It is a transcript of the gene rad54b, whose product is annotated as RAD54 homolog B. Gene Ontology annotation, cellular component: nucleus. Bases 109 to 2922 code for a protein of 937 amino acids. The record is from RefSeq and is a predicted model, not a curated record. NCBI's taxonomy places the organism in Eukaryota, Metazoa, Chordata, Actinopteri, Siluriformes, Siluridae. The transcript is spliced from 15 exons. Gene Ontology annotation, molecular function: ATP-dependent chromatin remodeler activity; ATP binding; DNA translocase activity. Gene Ontology annotation, biological process: double-strand break repair via homologous recombination; reciprocal meiotic recombination.